GAUUCCAUAAACAGAAGAGAGAUGGAUUUGGAUUCCAAUGGUAAGUUUGCAUCUAUGUGUUUGUUUUUAUUCUUGAGUUUCAUUGAUUGCUAACCAUGGUUGUAUUCAAAGAUGAAAAAUGGAUUGAUAAAUGUCCAAUCUGCACCACAGAUCGAUAUUUCUCUCCAGAUAUGAAGUUUUUGGUGAAUUUGGAGUGCUACCAUCGGAUGUGUGAGUCUUGUGUAGACAGGAUAUUUGGAUCAGGACCAGCAUUGUGUCCAUAUCAGAACUGUGGUAAAACAUUGAAGAAAAGGCAGUUUAAAGAGCAAAUAUUUGAUGAUAUUAAUAUUGAAAAAGAGGUUGAUAUUAGGAGAAGAGUCUGCAAGAUAUUUAAUAAAACCGAAAGCGAUUUUAAAAAACCUGGGGAAUAUGAUUUGUAUUUGGAAAAGAUUGAAGAUAUGGUAUAUAAUUUGACGAAUGAAAUCGAUGUGGAAAAGACAGAAGAAGAGCUACUAAAAUAUGAAGAAGCUAAUAGAGGGCUCAUUAAUAUCAAUAAUGAUAGAGUGAAACAAAAUUUAAUCAAGUUCCAGCAAAAGCAAGAAAUGGAGAAAAACUUAAGAGAACAAAAACGAAAAUUGAAGGAGGAAUCUCUUCUUGAACAACAAGAAGAUGAGUUAUAUUACGAAAAAGAAGUCAAAAGAAAAUUACUAGAUUCUGCAUCAGAUGUUCCCGCUGAAAAAAUUAUAAAUCAAUUGAAAUUUGAAUUUGAACAAAGAACUGAAAUGAGAAAGAAAAAAUUAGAUGAAUCUAUCAAAGCAUUGACAUCGCAAUUAACAAAUAGCGAUAUUGAAAAAGACAAAAAUAAAAAAGUAACCACACCAUUUACGCCUUAUGAUGGUGAUAAGGAUUUGGAAUUUAAGUUUACAUUAAAUGAUUCAUAUGACGAUUUUGCUACAAAUAAUGCUAAAAAUAAUCCAGCUUAUCUUGCUGGUGGAUGGAGAGUGGAACAAGUUUACGAACGAGCUUUACAACAGGCUUUUAUUGGAAUUGGUUGUUUUAUUGACGAGAAGGUGGUCCUGAGUUCUCAAGGAAUUGAAUCAUUUUAAAUUGAAGACAAGAAACAAAUUCAUUGAUAAUUUAAAUCAGAAUCAGGCAAGAUGGGAACGAAUUGCACAUUAAAAAUCCCAAAAGAAUGACAAUAAAUAUAACAAGUCCUUGCAUUUCAGUUAAUGAUUUUAAUCUCUAAGUUACUAUCACGAAUUAAUACUGUAUCCUAAAUCAAAUUUUAGUAAAACAGGUGUUAUUAAAAUUAAAUGAUAGUUUCCUGUAUUAUCAAAAGGUUUCAAUAAACAGCCAUUAUUUCGUCUGUUUUUUCGUUUUUUUUAAUUUAUCAUAGGAAUAAGUUCCCAUUUUUUUAAUCUCGGUCCAUUUUGAGUCUGCAAUUGCUGGGGUAUGGAAGAAUAGGCCUCUUUUCACAACCAUAAAUUGAGGUUUUACAUGGGUUUAAGGCUGGGUUUGAGUUUUUAGGAUACACUUUGUGCAACAUUUAUAGAGCAGUAAUUUGUAGUUAUAUUCCAGCUGAAAUG
Ascoidea rubescens DSM 1968 is the source of this 1565-nucleotide messenger RNA. It is a transcript of the gene TFB3, whose product is annotated as TFIIH/NER complex subunit TFB3. The record is from RefSeq and is a predicted model, not a curated record. Gene Ontology annotation, biological process: positive regulation of cyclin-dependent protein serine/threonine kinase activity; nucleotide-excision repair; regulation of transcription by RNA polymerase II. Gene Ontology annotation, molecular function: cyclin-dependent protein serine/threonine kinase activator activity. Gene Ontology annotation, cellular component: transcription factor TFIIH holo complex. The coding region runs from base 96 to 1085 and encodes 329 amino acids. The transcript has a single exon. Lineage: Eukaryota; Fungi; Ascomycota; Saccharomycetes; Ascoideales; Ascoideaceae.